Messenger RNA from Mercenaria mercenaria, 4152 nucleotides. RefSeq lists its product as uncharacterized. The record is from RefSeq and is a predicted model, not a curated record. The transcript has 10 exons. Gene Ontology annotation, biological process: anatomical structure development. Gene Ontology annotation, molecular function: signaling receptor binding. NCBI's taxonomy places the organism in Eukaryota, Metazoa, Mollusca, Bivalvia, Venerida, Veneridae. Gene Ontology annotation, cellular component: cell surface; extracellular region. The coding region runs from base 660 to 2210 and encodes 516 amino acids.
UAUAUACUUAAAUCACAGUUUGUCACAUACAAACGUCUUUAAGCAAGAUGGCGAGCACAUUGCUUGCCGUUAGACUUCUGGCAGUUUUGCUCUUGGGUAUAAAAUGUGUUUUCGGAAAUGCUUGUGAUUGUGAGACGGUUAAGGAUAUACUGACCGAUGAAAUUUUUGAUCUUAAGGCUGAAAAUAAACAACUCGAGACUAGAAUUGAAAAGAUGGAAUUGAUGAUGCAGACAAAGACUCCAAUCUCGUACCAAUCAGGCAAAAUAGACACGGAUCGAAUUGAGAUGAUGGAAACCAGAAUCAGUGCUAUCGAAACAAAAAUGCCUGAAAGCACAGACUAGCCGAAGAACCAGUUACAACUGCAAAACUUGAUAGCUAAAGCUCUGCGUUCAGAGAAGGUAGAACGACACAAAUCGGAAUUGAAAGUAGCAACAGGUCUAAAGAAUAUCAAUGACAGCCUGAAGGCGUUCAACGUGCAAUCGGAUAAUGUUUUCGCAUCUCAUAUUGCAAAUAUCUCAGAUCGUUUACUGGACAUUAAAACGGAGUUGUCACAAAACUUUUCUGUCUUCAGAAAGGGAGUAACGGCCGUCAGUAAUUAUGCAGCAAAGUUGGCCCAUGAGACGAAGUCAAUUAUUGAGAAUAAAGUAAAAACAAUCGAGAUGUCCAUCGAUGCCACGAAACACAACGUUUUAAAGCUGGGUGCUGAUUUAAACACUGUCAUAGAUAAUGUUAAAACCGAGCUGUCAGAGAACAUUUCCGUUCUCAGAAACCAAGUUACCACCGUCAAUAAUUACGCAGAAAAGCUGGUACAUCAGACAAAUUCAUUAAUGGGGAAUAGAAUAACAACAAUUGAGAUGUCCAUUGAUGCUACGAAACACGACGUUUCAAAGAUGGAUGCUGAUUUAAACACUGUCAUAGAUAUUGUUCUUCUGGAUCAAGCUGCGACAUGCAAACCAAACUGCGCUAACGGCGGUGUGUGCUUCAGAGACAACAUGUGUAAGUGUAAACCUUUCACAGAAGGACCCCGCUGUGAGAAAGUAAUUUGUGAAGACAAAUGCUACGAGAACGGAGGAAGAUGCGUAGGUCCUAGAAAAUGUGAAUGUCCAGAAAAUAGACACGGACCGAACUGUGAGCAAUAUUACUGUAUAGUACCAGAUGAAAUAGACCAACGUUUAUCGAUAUUUGACAGAAAGCGUGUUACAAUUUCUAGCGGUUCCCUUGUUGAGGAUGGAAACUUUGUGUUUUUCAAUUGCUCGGACGUGGAUGAACUUGGAUACGAACCUUGGAAUAGACAAUUCAAAUGUCACAACGGUCUUUGGGUAGAAAGUGAAAGAGAUCGUAAUUGGAAGCUUGGAAAUAAUGGUGCAUUUCCAGCCUGUAGGAAAGCUGUGUGCGAACCUGAGUGUCUUCAUGGUGGUGUUUGUUUCAAGGACGACAACUGUCGUUGUAAAGAGUUUUUAGAGGGGAGACGAUGUGAAAAAGUUGUUUGUGAAGACAAAUGUUAUGAGAACGGAGGAGAAUGCAUCGGUCCCGGAAUAUGUAAAUGUCCUGAGGAACAAAGUGGUCCUAACUGCGAACCAAAAUCCGUUUAUUACAUAAGUGUGAAAACAGGAUGGGGAAUAGGCGCUGGAACGGAAGCGAAGGUAUAUAUUACUCUACAUGGACAGAAGGGAAAGACAGACAAAAUAUAUCUGGAGGGAGAAUUUGAACGUGGCGGUUCGAAUGAGACUAGAAUAGAAGCUAAAGAUAUACGUCCGAUUACCAGCGUUGUGAUAGGGCAUGACGGCAGUGGCAUGAGUCCUGAUUGGUACCUUGAAUACGUUUCAAUAUAUGUAGAGAACAUGGAAGAAUAUUACGUAUUUAGGCAUAAUGACUGGGUGGAGGUGGAAAGAGAUGUUCUUUUGCCUAGACAAGGGCUUGAUGAACAAAAAUGCAUCGAUUCGUUUGAUAGUGGUCAUAAGUGGUGGCCAAAAUGGAGUGCCAUAGGAAGUAAAGACAAGUAUGUUAUUAGCAGAGGUCGAAGAAUGUCACUGAGAGAGUGUAAACAAGCGUGCAUCAACCUACAGGACAUGCAGUGUAAAGCAGUGAUGUAUCACAACUUUAGGAAAACUUGCUUGGCUUUUGCUGUAUCCGAUACACACUAUUUUUCUGAAAGGCAUGGAACAUGGAAUUCACCAGUGUAUUUACGAACAUGCAAACAAUUUGACUGAAAACCAGUUAUAGCAAAGGGAGCGAUUGUCAGUGAAAUGAUUAUUUGAUUCUGAAUGUAUUUCUAUUGUUCUGUACCAAUGACAGUGAUGAUAACACAGUUUAUGAAAUAGGUUUAUUGUGCCCAGAUUUCAUAUUUUACAUAUUUUAAUAACAAUAAUUAUUACCCGUAACUAUAUAAGAUCUAGGUAAACUUAAAUGAAAAUGUUUGUGUUGCUGUAGUGUGCAAUAGCUUACAUAAAAUAACAUUUUACGUUCAGACAAAUAUAAUAUAUUGGACUUAACACCAUGUAUAAUGAUGAAAUAUCUUAGCGAAAUAUGAAGUAAAAAAUGAGCAAACUACAUCUUUGAGUAGGAUUCACGUUACAUUACGCGCUUAGAUAGUGUUUGGGCUGUCAGUAGUCAUUACAGUUUAAAUAGUUUUGACUAUAAACGGGUUAGCAAUUAAGUAAUUUAUUACACUACAUCAGACGUUUUGAUAGUUUUAGUUUUGUACAGCAAACCAGGAUGGGUUAGGAUCAACGGCAACAAUAAUGAUAGUUAGAUUUCUCGUCGGAACUCAAACGUCAGUUGUCGGGACCGGUGCCAUAUUGGAUAGAAUGGUUACAGACACGUUCACUGAUACCAGGUAGAUGCUGAUACAUAAGCUAAUUCGACUAUUUAAUUAUUAUUAAGUUACAAAAAAGUAAUAAUACUAAUGCAUAAGGGUCGUCCAUUAAUUGGUACGACAUGAUCAUGUACAGGGGAAAAGUUUCUAAAAAAAAAAAGAUUACGGCUUCCUACUCAAUCUUCUAUCAAACAAUUACGUCAAUAAAUGCUGUUCAAUUAAACUAAAUUAUUAUCGAUAUGGGUUAUAUGCUUUAAACAGAAAUAUGUUAACAACCUGACAUAUAGUUUGACAUUUUAUUUUAUUCUCAAACCAUCUAAUGUAAUUAAUUGAGAAAAAUGUACAAAUAUGUUUUCUACGAACCAAUGUUUAUAUGUAUUUUGAACAAAGAAAAAGACCAGAUUAUGCCCCACAAAAUACAUGUACAUUUUUGUACUACAAAAUGAAACCAAAAAAUAUUUAAGUGCAGUUACUUUAAUGUGUAAAAGCAAGAUACUGAAUAUGAAAGUACUAAAAUAUGGUCAAUAAAAUAGUUGAUUGUUUUUAAAGCAGUUGUAUUUAAACUUCGUCAAGCAUCUCAAAUGUUACAUUUUUACGUACCUUUCAUUUAACACAGACAUUUUGUUGAAACAAACAAUUGUAAAAUCUGAAUUUCUAAAAUCAUGUGGAUGUUUGGGUCCAGGAACUGGAAAUUUCUGAGAUGCUCUUGAGUGUCUCCCAUCUGACUAAGAGGCUUAUACUGGUUCUUCCCAGGAAAGACGGCUUUGCGUGUAUCGGUGCUAUACACCGGGCACGUUAAAGAACCAGACUGUCUCUCUGUUCUCUCUGUCUGUUCUGUGGGCUUUAUCAUGCUCACUCUGUCCCUCUGGUCACGUCGCUCUGUGUCUGUACUAGUAGAGGAUGAAUUUCGCGCCCUGUGUGGCUGCAUUUGCUAUAUGUAAAGCACCUUUGAACGUGUUUAUCAUGAAAAGGUCGCUAUAUAAAUCUGGUAUAAUGAUAAUAAUAAUAAUUAUAAUACACAAAAGUAGAGUUUAGUUCACUCUGCUUGAACUUUCAUUGUUAUGUAUAUUUUUGUCAUGGACGUUCAAAUGGUUUCAUUUAGAAAAUAGUUGUACAACAGAGUUCGAGUUCCAAUCCAUAUAUUUAAUUAAAACACUUUAAUAUUGUAUUUUUUAUACAUGCAUGUUAACAGAAUCUGGCAUAAUCGUUUAUUAUUUAUUCUAACAUGGCUCGACUUGGUUGCCUGUUAAAUAAAGAAGAAAUUCAAGCACUGUAUAUUUGGUAAUCAUGAGUUGUUAAUUACGACGCAUCUGAACGAAAAUAAAAACAAACAAACA